Molecule: messenger RNA, 597 nt
Organism: Colletotrichum graminicola M1.001
Lineage: Eukaryota; Fungi; Ascomycota; Sordariomycetes; Glomerellales; Glomerellaceae
Exons: 1
Coding region: 1-597 (198 amino acids)
Source: RefSeq, a predicted model, not a curated record
AUGCCAGGGUCAACAGAACUCCUAGCCCGCCGCGUCACCUCGGUCGCCCUGGCCAUCGUUUUCUUUUCAGCCACAUCGGGCCGCUUCACCCCGGUCUCGUGGUUCACCCAGUCCGACUGGGUCACCUACAUCGACGGCCCCUGCAUCGCCGACCGCGUCCUCUCGCCUGUGAUACUCGGCGGCGCCGCCAUCCUACACUGGUACAUCGCCUCCCAGCGCAUCGCCCUUCCCCUCACCCUCACCAUUCCUUCGGGGCAAGACAUCGCCCGCCGCGGCGGAGGAGGCGCGGCAGCCGCCAACAACACCGUCGUGCUGGGCCUGUGGCAGCCGAGCUACUACUGGGCCUUCGGGGUUUCAGAGGUAGUCCUGCUCUACGCCGUCGCAUCCGGCGGCGCGAGCGUCUUCGCCACGCGCUGCACCAUCGUCGCCCUCGUCUCGACCGUCUGGGUCCUCGGAUGGAACGCGCUGCCUUGGUACCGCAAGGAGCAGGCUUGGGCCAUGAUAAAGGAGUACCUGUUGCAGCUUAUCAUCAUGGAGAUGGUGAACAUGGCGUUUGGGGGCGGCUCAGACCGACGAAGGAGGCGGAGGAGGUUUUAG